CGUCGUGACAUUGUUUAGCCAUCAGUCUCGAAAAUGGCGGCCGUAUUGGACGAGGUCGGCAAAUCUGCCGAAAAGCUUGUAGACGAGGAAAAGAACGAGAUCGUCGACGAGGAGGACGAGACUGGCGCGGUCGAGGCCUCGAAGAAGAAGAAGAAGAAGAAAAAGAAGAAGAAGGCCGGUGCUGGAGAGGCUAGUGCAGAUGUUCCAGAGGGGGAAGAGAAUAAAGUUAAGGAUGAUGAUGCACUUGCCGAAGGUUCCACAGAGAUAACUGAGAACGAUGGAGAAAAUGAGGAAGCUAAGAAGAAAAAGAAGAAACGCAAGCCCCGAGGCAAGGGUGGUGUAAAGCAGCAAACGGAUCCGCCAACUAUUCCCGUGUCAGAAUUAUUCCCCGACGGUAAUUUCCCGAUAGGGCAGAUAAUGGAUCAUCCAUCCGCUGCUGGAAUAGACGACAGAAUGGCGAAAAAUCGCUUCACCAGUGAAGAGGCGCGCGCCCUCGACAGAAUGCAUAAUGAUAUCUACAACGAAGCCAGACAGGCAGCCGAGGCGCAUCGACAAACCCGCAAACACAUUAUGAAGUGGGUGAAACCAGGAAUGACUAUGAUAGAGAUUUGUAACGAGCUGGAGGAGACCGCUCGAAAGUUGAUAGGCGAGGAUGGUCUCAAGGCUGGAUUGGCAUUCCCGACUGGUUGCUCCCGCAAUCAUUGCGCAGCUCAUUAUACUCCAAACGCCGGGGAUCCAACCGUUUUAGAGUACGAUGACGUCACAAAGAUCGAUUUCGGUACACACAUCAACGGGCGUAUCAUCGACUGUGCGUUUACCUUGACAUUUAAUCCAAAGUAUGACAAGUUGAUCGAGGCUGUUCGUGACGCUACUAAUACUGGUAUCAAGGCUGCCGGAAUUGACGUGCAAUUGUGCGACGUCGGUGCUGUUAUCCAAGAAGUAAUGGAGUCUUACGAAGUGGAACUGGAUGGUAGAACUUAUCCGGUGAAAUCGAUUAGGAAUCUGAAUGGUCAUUCUAUCGCACCUUAUCGCAUACACGCCGGGAAAACAGUGCCGAUAGUCCGAGGUGGUGAGGCAACUCGAAUGGAGGAGAACGAAUUUUACGCAAUCGAAACCUUUGGAUCUACCGGCAGAGGUCUCGUUCAUGACGAUAUGGAAUGUUCGCAUUAUAUGAAAAGCUUCGAUGCCGGUUUUGUGCCAUUGAGGUUGCAGAGCAGCAAGUCUCUUCUCAAUACUAUCAACAAGCAUUUCGGUACUUUGGCUUUUUGUAAGCGUUGGUUGGAUCGCGUCGGUUGCACCAAAUAUCAAAUGGCGCUGAAGGAUCUCUGUGAGAAAGGUGCCGUGGAAGCGUAUCCGCCAUUGGUCGACGUCAAGGGCUGUUAUACCGCUCAGUUCGAGCACACUCUCGUUCUACGUCCCACGUGUAAAGAAGUAAUUUCCCGCGGAGAGGAUUAUUAAUAAAUCAAUAAAUCAAUAAAUCAUCGUUGUGUUUUAUAUCACUAUCGAAUGUGUCAAGAUAUAUCUUAAGCUCGAUGUAACAUUUUCAAAACAUUAUCUCGUUCGAUCUGUAUGCGGUGAUGCGAACGGUAGACGCGUGAAUAAGAAUUGUAAUCAUGUAAUACGUUUCAGCGUACGACAUUUCGAAAUGUUAAUAUAUAUAAUUUUACUUUUCCGAUUGAUAAAAAACAAAAUUGCAAGCUUCGACAAAUGAUGAAAACGCAAUCGACGCGCUUUCUAUUUUUAUUUCUUAAGCAUCAAAUGUGAAUUUCUAUUCCUUUAAACAUCAAAUGUUUCCAUAUCAUGGAAAAACGUUGAAAAAAGUCGAGAUAUACUUCUACAUUUUCUUUCCUUUUUUUUUUUUAAUGUUUCGUAAUGUUUUUUUUAAUAUACGGAUAUAUGCUUCGAAAGGAUCGGUAAUUUAUAUUCGCUGUAACAUUUUUUAAAUCUUUAUUACUGUUUCUUACAUUUUUACGCUAAAAUGAAAAUGACGGGAAUGGUGUGUUUAAUAUUGAAUAAAAUAUAUUUGGAAUUCGAGAUUUAUAUCAUUGCGAUAGUCCUGAAUAUCGUGUAAUUAAGAUUUUAAUGUUAGAACGAUAUAAACAUAGAAUCUAGUACAUACAUGUGACAACUGUACAAAAGGAAAACGAAAGUAUUCUCCAUUUGUGGCUUCUCUAUAUCCAUUUGUGAAUCUCUAUAUGUCGAUAUAUUUCCCUACGCAUUUUAAAAGCGCGAAUUAUAUGUUAUAUAAAGUUUUCGUGGAUUUAUCGGUUAAAAUUAAAGAUGUAACAAAUUCAUGUCUUAUAUUAUUUUAUAAUCCUAAGAGGCUGCGCGUGUUUUCGCAAGAUUCUUUAAACAAUGAAUCAUGAGAUGUAAUAGCAUUGACGUUGAUUCGACAUUUAAAUACGGCUC
Camponotus floridanus (Florida carpenter ant) is the source of this 2409-nucleotide messenger RNA. RefSeq names its product methionine aminopeptidase 2 (gene und). Lineage: Eukaryota; Metazoa; Arthropoda; Insecta; Hymenoptera; Formicidae. Gene Ontology annotation, biological process: proteolysis. The record is from RefSeq and is a predicted model, not a curated record. The transcript has 6 exons. Bases 34 to 1458 code for a protein of 474 amino acids. Gene Ontology annotation, molecular function: metalloaminopeptidase activity.